Arabis nemorensis is the source of this 2991-nucleotide messenger RNA. The record is from the annotation of a GenBank genome assembly. Lineage: Eukaryota; Viridiplantae; Streptophyta; Magnoliopsida; Brassicales; Brassicaceae.
AUGCCGAUGCGAUGCGGAGUCUUGCGCUAUGAUCUUCAUGUGUUUCUGGUGAUUGUUUUUGGGACCAUACCGAUCAAGAUUUGGCGUAGAACAACGAAGAACAUAACAAACAACGUCACUUUAUCCACUGAAGAUCUCCUGUCAAGUCUUGUUUCAGAGAUCGAAAACAUCGGAAAAAUCAUCUAUCCGAAGACAAAUUUAUCUACAAUCGGUUUAGCCAGAGUUAUAGAUUCUUAUCUCACCAACAAUGACGUUACUCAGUUCACAGAGAUUCAAACCCAGAUCGCACCAAUGUUGUUUCAAGCUUAUACAACGAUCCCUCAAGUCUCACAAGUUUCCUACAUUAGUAGGAACGGUCUCUUGUUUUCUUACAUUACCAAGUUAAACACAAGUUUCUCUGUUUUUGCCAAUUCAAGUAGUGGAGAAGACUACACUUGGUACACUCAAACCGUUGAUCAGUUAACCGGUCGUCUCAACGGGAAUGCAAAGAAAUCUCAGCGCUAUACAGACUGGUUCCAAGACGUACAGGGAAAUUGCACGACGGCCUUUGUCGGAACAAGUUUAGGAGGAGAAGAUAAUGAGAAUCUGUUUCACAGAGUAGUUAGCUUGAACAGCAAGAAAGGAGCUGUUUCGUUAGGGUUUCCGGUUAAAACAUUCACCGGUGUUUUGAACCGAUUGAAUCUACACGGCGGAGAGCUUUACAUGUGGAAUAAAGACGGUACGUUGCUUGUUCGUCAAGGUUAUUCACUGAAUGCUUCUUUCUUCUUCUCCAAUGGCUCGACUUGCUUCGGUAAAGAAUCGAAAUUUCAAGCGUUUUGCUCUGUUCUUGAAGUUUCCGGUGUGCCUCUGAGCUACACACUUGUGUUUCCCAACAAAGACAGAGGACUAAGCAUCGAGAACGCAUCGAUGUAUCUGCUUAUUGUGACGAUGUUUUUGGGCUUGUGUUGGCCUCUAGGGUUUGUGGUGUUUAUGUUGCAAGCAGCAAGAAGAGAUAUGCAUAUGCGUGUAACACUGAUAAACCAAAUGGAAGCAACACAACAAGCUGAGAGGAAGAGUAUGAACAAGAGUCAAGCGUUUGCAAGCGCUAGCCACGAUAUUAGAGGUUCCCUUGCGGGAAUCACUGGUCUGAUUGAUUUAUGUCGUGAAGAAGUUAGACCUGGCUGUGAGCUAGAAACUAGUCUUGAUCAAGUGAAUGCAUGCACCAAGGAUUUGGUUGCUCUACUUAACUCUGUUUUGGACAUGAGCAAAGUCGAAAGCGGGAAGAUGCAGUUAGAGGAAGAAGAGUUCAACCUGGCAAAGCUUCUUGAAGAUGUCAUUGAUUUUUUUCACCCCAUGGCGAUGAAGAAAGGAGUUGAUGUGGUUCUGGAUCUGCACGAUGGCUCGGUUUUCAAAUUCUCAAAUGUGAGAGGAGAUAGAGGAAAAAUGAAGCAAAUUCUUAACAAUCUUGUUAGCAAUGCGGUUAAGUUCACAGUCAAUGGGCAUAUAUCGAUCCGAGCUUUGGCUCAGAAGCCAAGUUCCAAUAGCACUGUAUUCUUGGUAUCAGACCCUAAAAGAAAUGCAUCGAUGUUUUCAAAGUGUAAAGGGAUACCUAUGGAGAUGCGUAAAUCGGUGUUUGAAAACUAUGUUCAGGUAAGAGAAACAGCUCAAGGACAACAAGGAACUGGAUUAGGGCUUGGGAUUGUGCAAUCUCUGGUAAGAUUAAUGGGAGGGGAGAUAAGAAUCAUUGACAAGGCAAUGGGAGAGAAGGGGACAUGUUUCCAUUUCAAUGUUUUAUUGACAACCUUAGAGUGUUCAGUGAGUGACAUGAAAGUGAGAUACGACAUCGAAGCAGGAGGAGAUUGCAUAUCUACCCCGAACCUCGGGUUGAGAAUAACCACUUUGUUGGGAGGUGGCAUAAACAUAAGGAACCUGAGCCCUAGAUUAAACAACUUUCUCGGCUCGAGUCCAAAGCACGACGGUUCUCGAGUGGUUCUCCUACUGAAAGAUGAAGAACGAAGAAGAGUUACAGAGAAAUACAUAAAGAGUCUAGAAAUCAAAGUAACAGUGGUGGAGAAAUGGGAGCAUUUGAAUCAUGCUUUGGAGAGACUUUUCCGGUUUUCACCGCAGAGUUCUAUGGGAAGAGCAGAGUGUAGUUUGAGAUCAAGGGAGUUACCUCUGAUUGGCAUGGAUGGUAAAAGCCAAAUUCCUAGAAUGAGAAGCAAGAGUUUCUCUACAGUUGUCCUCUUGAUGAUUGAUGCAAAAACAGGACCAUUUUCUGAGCUGAACGACAUUGUCGAACAGUUUCGCAGAGGCUUGCACCAUGGCAUAUCAUGUAGAGUUGUUUGGAUUAACGCACCACCGAACGCUUGUGAAAAUGAGAGAGGGGACAUUAAUUGUUCGAAACCUUUGCACGGACCGCGUCUUAACCGAGUGCUAAAGAUGUUGCCAGAAUUUGGUGGAAAUGAGCCAAUAGAAACACCUUCAGAGAGGGAGAGUUUUAUCAACUCAGCUCGUACUGGUCAAAAGCCUAUUGGAAACCCAGAGGACGAGCAAGGAACUUCUAAACCGAGUGACGAUGAAAAUAUCUUAAAUGGAAAGAGAGUUUUGGUGGUUGAUGAUGAUCAUAUACCAUCUUUGGUUGCAACAAGAAAUCUGAAGAAGAUAGGAGUGUCUGAGGUAAAGCAAUGCAACAGUGGAAAAGAAGCAGUGAGAUUAGUCAGUGAAUGGCUUACACAAAGAGAGCAACAAGGUUCAAUAGAUAUGCUUCCGUUUGACUACAUAUUCAUGGAUUGUCAGAUGCCAGAAAUGGAUGGAUAUGAAGCAACUAGAGAGAUUAGGAAAGUGGAGAGAAAAUAUGGAGUGCAUAUACCGAUUAUAGCUGUAUCUGGUCAUGAUCCAUGUUCAAAAGAAGCAAGAGAAACAAUAGAAGCUGGAAUGGACGCCUUCUUGGAGAAACCCCUGAAUCAAGACCAACUUUGCAAGGUCAUGAGAGAACUCGAAAGCAAGAUAUGA